Molecule: messenger RNA, 722 nt
Organism: Dermochelys coriacea (leatherback sea turtle)
Lineage: Eukaryota; Metazoa; Chordata; Testudines; Dermochelyidae
Gene: MRPS16
Product: mitochondrial ribosomal protein S16
Exons: 4
Coding region: 159-548 (129 amino acids)
Biological process (GO): mitochondrial translation
Cellular component (GO): ribosome; mitochondrial small ribosomal subunit
Molecular function (GO): structural constituent of ribosome
Source: RefSeq, a predicted model, not a curated record
GGGGGCCGCUGGGAAACGCCGUCGCGAGACGCGCGCACGCACGGCGCAGGCGCGCUACGGCCCGGUCCCCGCAGGGCAGCCGCGAGCUUCGGAGGCGGAGCGGUUCAGCCCGCGUGCGCGCGAGCCGGGGAGAGGAGCAGGGGCUUUCAAGGGCCAUCAUGGUGCACCUUGCUCAUCUCCUUAUGAAAAAUUAUCAUGGAGGACACGUAGCUAUCCGACUGGCUCUUGGUGGUUGUGCCAACAGACCCUUCUUCCGUAUAGUGGCCGCAUAUAACAAGCGAGCACGGGACAGCAAGUAUUUGGAGCAAGUGGGCUGCUAUGACCCACUCCCAAAUAGCCACAAUGAAAAGCUUGUUGGCUUGAACAUCGAGAGAAUCAAACACUGGAUUGGUUGUGGAGCACAUGUCACAAAACCGGUUGAAAAACUUCUAGGUCUUUCUGGAUUUUUCCCAUUGCAUCCUAUGACAAUCACAAAUGCAGAAAGAUUAAGGAAGAGAAGAGCCUUGAAAGCCAUAACAGCUUCUGAGGAAGAAACUCCAGGUGACUGAUAACAUCUAUCUGAACUGAAUUACUCAAAAGAUUACGGUACAGACAAUGAUCAGAGCAGUGUACCAACUAAAAGGGACAAUAUAUUUACUACAGGCAAAGAAACGAUAGUGGAUGUGAAUUAUUUCAUAAGAACAUUAAAGUAUUUUGAGGCUUUAGGAGUCCUCAGACAAGGA